AUGGGUCUAUGCAUAAUAUGGUUUAUCAUUACUGUUUGCAUGACUUGCUUUGGAUACACACCUAUCAGAGCCGCAUAUGAUUUAGCUCUUAGAAUUCAGCCCACUACACGUUGUAUUCCAUAUGGAGAGAUAGUUCUUGGCUUUGAACUACCUAAUGCACUUCUAGACGUUGUUAUUCUUGCCCUACCUUUUUUCGUCAUCAAAGACCUUCAUGUACCUGUACGGAAGAAGGUACUUCUAUUCUUGGUAUUUUGGUUUGGUGGAUUUUUCUGGAUUUUCCACAGCGAAUGA
This is a messenger RNA of Sclerotinia sclerotiorum 1980 UF-70, 291 nucleotides long. RefSeq lists its product with no specific name. The transcript is spliced from 2 exons. The record is from RefSeq and is a predicted model, not a curated record. Bases 1 to 291 code for a protein of 96 amino acids. Lineage: Eukaryota; Fungi; Ascomycota; Leotiomycetes; Helotiales; Sclerotiniaceae.